Tilletiaria anomala UBC 951 is the source of this 696-nucleotide messenger RNA. RefSeq lists its product as uncharacterized. Gene Ontology annotation, cellular component: mitochondrion. Bases 1 to 696 code for a protein of 231 amino acids. The record is from RefSeq and is a predicted model, not a curated record. The transcript is spliced from 2 exons. NCBI's taxonomy places the organism in Eukaryota, Fungi, Basidiomycota, Exobasidiomycetes, Georgefischeriales, Tilletiariaceae.
AUGUCGCUGAACAGCGCAGACUCGACGAAAGCUCAAUAUGGGACCCCGACCACGACGGGCGACAGUAACAAUGUCUAUGCCUCUUCCAUGCGCGCAUCAUUGCAAAAGGCAAACUUAGACGCACAUUCUCCGUAUUGCGCAUAUGCGCUCUCAUCUCUUUUCGCCUUGUGCGCCCCUUUCUCUUUUGCCAGUGCAGCUUCUUCACAGAUAGCGCGAACACAUGGCUCAUAUCCUACGGCUUCGACAUCAUCAGCGACAGCAACACGCCAAGCUGUGUCUGAAAUUUCCCAAGCCGUCUCCUCCGCCGCCGCUUCCUCUUCAUCCUCCCCCCCUUCUACAGCGGCACGCGUAGUAACCUCGCAAGGGGCUCGCGCAUGCUUCCAUGCCCUACCUCCAUUCUGGCAACUAGCCGGCUUCUCUGCCGUUUUUGCCGGAGGCGGAUAUAUGAUUUCUGCGGGGGAUUCGGUGAACGGCAGUGGGACCGUCACGGCAUGGUCGUUGAUGUACCUCUUCUUUCAUGGGUUUUCUGGUCUGCGCGGAGGAGGGGGUGGUGUCGGCGGAAGGGUGCAGCCGCUAGCGCUGCUUCUGAGUGCCGGGACGCUGACGCUGGGCACCCUGGUACACGGAAGCUACUACUUUGAUCGAACCAGUUGGAGGGGCGCCGUGCCCGGUAUGGUAGAUACUUCGAAACGAUGA